UGGAUGUUGGCGAUAACCUCGCUGACAGGACGGCUGAGCUGACCGGCGCGCGCUCCUCUCCUCAGCUGUCGGUGAAACGCGUUAAAUCACAGACACAGGUCGGUGUCUAAAAGCCGGCUCUCCCGGGAGCCUGCAGCGAAGUCGCUACGGCGGCGGAGACUGAAAAACUUUCGAUCCAGCCCAACAAGGUUUUGUGGUGCAAUGAUGACAAAAGUCGGAGAAGUUCUCCUGCUGUUGUUGCUGCCAGCCUUUGUACCGCACACAGACGGAACACAUUAUAGCUUACCUGGCAAGCCCACAGAUAUCAAAUGCCGUUCUCCAGAGAAAGAGACCUUCACAUGCUGGUGGAAGCCGGGAUCUGAUGGGGGACUGCCUACUACAUACGCUCUCUACUAUCGAAAAGAAGGUUCUGACGUAGUGCACGAGUGCCCUGACUACCACACAGCCGGGAAGAACUCCUGCUUCUUUAACAAGAACGACACCCUUAUCUGGGUCAGCUACAACAUCACCGUGGUGGCCACCAACGCACUGGGCAAGACCUACUCUGACCCUCUGGAUGUAGACGUGGUCUACAUUGUCAAGCCCCAUCCUCCAGAAAAGCUAGAAGUGACAGUAAUGAAGGAUCAGGGCUGGCCCUUUCUUCGAGUGUCUUGGGAACCACCUCGUAAGGCUGACACUCGCUCUGGCUGGAUCACUCUAAUCUAUGAGCUCCGCGUCAAGUUGGAGGAUGAGGAAAGCGAAUGGGAGAAUCACGCUGCAGGCCAGCAGAAGAUGUUUAACAUUUUCAGCCUGCGGUCAGGUGGUACAUACCUUAUUCAGGUGCGCUGUAAGCCCGAUCACGGCUUUUGGAGUGAAUGGAGUUCCACUUCCUACGUCAAAGUUCCCGAGUAUCUCCAUCGGGGAAAGUCUGUCUGGAUCCUCGUUUUAGUCUUUUCUGCCUUCAUUUUACUGCUCCUCACAUGGCUGAUACAAAUGAAUAGCCACAGUCUGAAGCACUGCAUGCUGCCACCAGUCCCAGGUCCUAAAAUCAAAGGCUUUGACAAGCAGCUUCUCAAGAGUGGCAAGUCUGACGAGGUGUUCAGCGCACUGGUGGUGUCUGACUUCCCACCAACCACGUCUAACUAUGAGGACUUGCUGGUAGAAUACUUAGAAGUGUAUAUGCCAGAACAGCAGGAACUGAUGGUCGACAAAGGCAAGGAUCAUGACGGCUGCCUGAAAUCCAUAGGCUCGGCAUCCGACAGUGACUCUGGCCGGGGCAGCUGUGACAGUGACAAUCUGCUGAUGGAUAAGAGUGGCGCGCCGAAAGAGGAACAGCAGCAACAAAAUCAGGAGGGAGAUCAAAUUGGGAAGGAGACACAAGGGCCCAAAGAAGCCUGGGAGAAGGAAGCGAUGCCAUGUGCUAAUGAGGAUGUAGUUAGCCCCGAUGCAUCAAGUGAGAAGGUUAAGACCUGGCCUUCUGUGUUUUCCCCAGUGACUCCGUACAGCCCACUGGAUCCCCACAACUCACUUGAGAUGCACAAACAGCAUUGCCUUUCUAACACCCAGUUUCCUCCGGGCUCCCCAUCCUCAGACCACUACAUCAAAGAGGCUCUCCAAUCAAGCUACUGGGAGGUCUGCUUUAAUAAUAAUCAACCUUAUCCCCAGACAGAGGUCCACCCGCAACUCCAGGCUCACAGCGAUCGCAACAUCUCAGCCGUCAACGACAGGAAUGCACCCACUGGUCUGCUGUUGCCCACCCAGAUGACUGAGUACGUUGAAGUGCAAAGGGUCAAUGAGGAGAAUAAAGUGCUUCUCCAUCCUAUUCCUUCAGGCCAUAGCCGUGAAAAAGCCUGUCCCUGGGUAGGACAGAGAGACGAUUAUAGCAAAGUGAAAGGGGUAGACAGUGACAAUGGGCUGCUGCUCCAGAGAGAGGUGGUGGAAGAAGAGAGCAUGGAGAUGGCUGGAGCAGCCGAGAGCUGCUACACAUCUUCCAUCGCUUUUACCACUCCUAAGCAAACAGCCUGCAGUCCCGUUGCCCUGCCGGUCCAGGAUGAAAGGGUUCUGGCAGUAAGUGGAUAUGUCGACACUGCCACUGUAUUCUCCCUGCACACCUAGUAGACGUGACAGCCCAAACUGGCAGUUGUAGAACGUUGCAAGAGGUGGGGACUGAGACACACGAAAAAGCACUAACACUCCUUAAAAAAAAAAAAAAAAUUGCCAAGACAAUGUAUAUUUAUUUUUUUAUCUUCUUCUCCUGUAAGAGACA
This is a messenger RNA of Oreochromis niloticus (Nile tilapia), 2245 nucleotides long. It is a transcript of the gene prlra, whose product is annotated as prolactin receptor a. Lineage: Eukaryota; Metazoa; Chordata; Actinopteri; Cichliformes; Cichlidae. Gene Ontology annotation, biological process: cytokine-mediated signaling pathway. The record is from RefSeq and is marked provisional. Gene Ontology annotation, molecular function: cytokine receptor activity; protein binding. Gene Ontology annotation, cellular component: external side of plasma membrane; membrane.